Messenger RNA from Adineta steineri, 1347 nucleotides. The record is from the annotation of a GenBank genome assembly. Lineage: Eukaryota; Metazoa; Rotifera; Eurotatoria; Adinetida; Adinetidae.
AUGGAAACUGAAAAUAAAGACGAAGUUCUUAGCAAUUUUAUUGCUAUUACACAAUGUUCAAAUGAGGAAGCAACCCGUUAUUUAGAAGCUGCUCAAUGGAAUGCACAAACAGCUAUGGAAAUCUUUUUUGAUAAUGGUGGUUCACAAGCUGGUGAACCAGCUGUUUCGAGUAAUAUUGCACCACCCGCAACAAAUACGAAUCAAAAUGCCCCUGGACAAAUAGCAUCCGGUGGAACAGGCGGUUAUGAAUCUGAUGAUGAAGGUACAAUGCAAUCUGCAAUUGAGGAAAGUCUUCGCGCUAAUGCAAGUGCAGCAAAAUCAACAGAAUCAAAAGGAGAUAAACAUAAAAAAUCAACAGCACCACCAUCAAAAUUUGGUACUAUUGGUGGAUUACAUAAUGAUGAUGAUAGUUCUGAAGAAGAAGGACAAGCUUUUUAUGCUGGUGGUUCUGAACGUAGUGGCCAACAAAUUAUUGGACCAUCAAAAAAUAAAGGCAAAGAUAAUGAUAAAAAAGUAGCUAAAAUAUUUGAAGCUGCUCGUAAACAAGGUGCUAUGGAAGCUGAUGAUGAUAAUGAAGAUGGUUCAUCACCGCAUGCUAGAAAAGAAAAACCAUUUGGUGGUGUUGGAUAUACUUUAGGAGAUGAUAGUACACCUUCUCGUUCCUAUGGUCAAUCAAUUGGAGGACCACCAUCAGCUGCUGCUUCGAGUCAACCUGAACAAUUACCACUUCGAUUCUAUUCAAAUGGAUUUACAAUAGGCGAUGGUGAACUACGUAAAUUCGAUGAGAAUAAGGAAUUUAUGGAUUGUAUUAAACGUGGUGAAGUACCACCUGAACUUAGAGCAUUAUCUGCUGGUGGACGACAAGUUGAAGUACGUCUUGAAGAUCAUCGAGGUGAGGAAUACAAGCCCGUCGCACCACAAUUCAAACCAUUUGGAGGUUCUGGUUAUAUGCUUGGUUCACCAGCACCCAAUGUCGCUCAAUCAGCAACUACAACACAAUCUUCAAUGAAAUCAUCCAUGGCAUCUUCUAGUAGUACACCUUCAGCAUCUACUGAUUCAAAUCGUCUAGAAAAACUUGCUGAACAACAAUUGAAAACAUCAUCAUCAUCGACUACUAUACGUCUUCGUUUACCAGAUUUAUCAACACCAGUACGUGUUGUAAUUGAUCUUACUCGAACAUUAGCUGAUGUACGUAAAUUUCUUACUGAAAAUGUUCCAUCACUUCAAUCAAAUCAAUUCGAAUUUAUUGAACCACCUUCAACAAAAAUAAAACGUGAAGAUGAAAGUAAAACAAUUGGUGAUGCAAGAUUAACAAAUGCUACACUUGCUAUUCGUCGAAGUACUUAA